Messenger RNA from Dermacentor andersoni, 3618 nucleotides. RefSeq names its product tyrosyl-DNA phosphodiesterase 2-like. The record is from RefSeq and is a predicted model, not a curated record. Gene Ontology annotation, cellular component: PML body; cytoplasm. Gene Ontology annotation, biological process: double-strand break repair. NCBI's taxonomy places the organism in Eukaryota, Metazoa, Arthropoda, Arachnida, Ixodida, Ixodidae. Gene Ontology annotation, molecular function: 5'-tyrosyl-DNA phosphodiesterase activity; single-stranded DNA binding.
CAUGUCGCCCGCAUUGAGACCCGUGCAGCGUAGUGGGUACGUGGGCACCUGUAAAAAGAAUCGAGGCCCAAUAACAACGACGGCACUGUCAUCCCGCUUAAGCUUCGGUGGGUACAAUUAUAAAACGAAGGCACUCCUAUCGCUUAAGCACCGAGUUCGCCUGGCUGUUUGACCAAUGCGGAAGUGCGUCCUUGACAAAGUCCAACUUCAAGUUAUUUGCGUUACAGGUAAAGAAAUUCUUUAUCCAAUUUCCUGAGUGCAUAGAAAACUGCAAGAGCAUCCGAGAACACCGAAGUCUGUUUGUCCGGCGCAGCUUUUUUUUUUUUGAAGCAUACCCUGUAGCCACGAUGCUUGGCGAAAUUUCGGCCAUCAGGGGAAGCGACACACCGAAGACGGCUGAACGCCCACCCGAGAUCCCAGGCUCACUGAAGUUCAUCACGUGGUACACAAACGGUUUCGACUUCAGCAACCGUCUGCCACGUACUCAAGCCGUCUGCUCGACGAUCCGAAGCGCCGACCCGGACGUGGUCUUCCUCCAGGAAGUGGUGCUUCAAUCGGAUCUAGUCCUACGGGCAGCUUUUGAAGACUACACAUGCGUCCGAAAAUUCAGCGUAAACAACUUUACUUUCACCAUGCUGAAGAGAGCCACCACGAAGUUCGAGGGGUACAAGCGGCGCCAGCUGAAGACCAACAACUGGGUGAAAUGCGAGGUGGCGACAAUCGAGGCGUCGUUCGCGGGUCUGCCGAUCACGCUUGUCAACGCCAGGCUUGAACCCGACCCCGACAGGUCGAAACUACGUAAGCAUCAACUAUCCAAGUGCUUUAAGGCGUGUCUAGAGCAGCCUCCUAACAGGACGGUCAUCUUCGGCGGAAACCUUGGCCUGCGCGGACACGAGCUCAAUGACGUAGGUGGGCGUCCGCGCUCGCUAGUGGACGUGUGGGAACACUGCGGCAGGCGGCGGGAGGUCUGCUACACGUGGGACAUGAUGGUGAACGACAACCAUCCGUGGAACACUCGCAAGAAACCCCAGCACCGCACCGACAGGGUCUACAUUAGGGCUGCCAAGCCGGCCACCAUGGCGCCUGUGUCCUUCGACCUGAUCGGGAGGGAAAGGAUAAGCCCCGUGGGUUGCUUCCCCAGCGAUCACUGGGGUCUGCUGUGCCGUUUCAAUUUGCUAUAGGCGUUCCGCCAUGAUGAGUCUCACCCGGAAAUCGUGCUUUCUUGGCGACAGUAAGCAAGGAACACUUAAUGGGGAUGUUAAAUUUAAUGUCUUUAACCAGAAGGAACUGAUUCCUUCAAGACAACAGCAAUGGGAUCACGGUAUUAGGUUGCGUAUUCGUAUCCACUAUUGAUCGUCAAUAAAUUGAGAAUCAGCGAAGUUUCUGCUGUAAUAAAGCGGCUUGUUUGUGUACAGUACAUUUCUUGCUGAUGGCUUGCCAGUGUCAACGAUUGUAUAAUUCACUGUACAGCGCCAGUCACGAUCACCUGGGCUGCGGGCAUAACGUUUGUUUUUCAUUGGCCUCAUCGCUCAGCACAACGAGGAUAAUUCUAAACAUCAUCGAGACAGACCUGAAUAUCGUGCCUCGUUUUACUCACGUGGCUUGCUAGUGGGAACCCUCCCAUCCAUGGUAUUAUUUUUAACCUUUCUGCUCGCAUUUACUGUCGACUCUGGGGGUAUUAGAGACGCUGCACGGAAGGGUUCCAGGUGAUUUUGCACAUCCUGUGGUUCUUAAAUGUCACGUAAGCCCGAGUACACGAAUCUCUUGUGCUCCGCAUCGAUCAGAAUGAGAAUACCACCGGUGGAAAUCGAACCUGCCACCUCACGCAUCAGAAGCAGAAGAGCAUUUUCAUUGAGCGCCCACGAUUGGCUCGUGACCCAUGCCCGACGCGAGAAUUAGGUACUCUACUUCAGGUGACUAUAGGACCCGGUCAUUCCCCACAAGAAAGCUGUCGCGCUUCAAGGGGUUCAGGGACACGGUUAUCUCGCCAGUACGGUUGAGGUGGAAAUGAAACAUUCAAGCACGCGUAAUACAGCAGUAGACAGCCAUUGUACGACUCAUGAAUUCACUGACAAAACGCGCAUCUGCCUUGCAGUCGUGCAAGUAUUCAAUUUCAUUCCUGAUUCCUACAUAUCAUCAGCUCCCGCACCAAUUUUCGUCAUGUAGUUCAGCGAAAUUUCCGCACUUCUCAAGGUAGCUACAUUGUAUCCGGUAUUCGUGUGUCUUGGCGAUUGUUUUGGGGGGUUGAAGGCCUUUCAAGAAGCCCCUGGCUAAACUGGUCACAAAGCAGCAAGCCACGUACUAGACAUACCAUUUUUAUAUCUGCAUCGAUGUCUGAGUAGGACUUUGUGACUGGCCGACUGCCAGAUUUCAUCAUUAUCUUUUCUUUUUUUCUUUUGCAAACCUGUCCCUCGCACAAUUUCGUCGUCACCCAAGAGGACUUGUACGAUUUAUCGUGUAGUGAACACACACCUUUAGAUACUUGUGAUACAUUCUCGUCAGUUGAAUAAAAAUAAAUUUCGGUAUCUUCUCCCAGCUCCUUCGAGUAGCCUAUUAGCUGGGAAAGUAGAGAAUCAACUUGAAAAGUGGCGUGUGCCUUGAAACGAAACUUGUGGUGCUAAGAUAAAAGUUGCGUCGUUGCUUAUUCGCGGAAAAUCAAUCGGCACUCUGUCCAUGACUUACUUAUACUUACCCGUUCCUCGCUUGGCACGAGCAUCGGACGGUUCGCGAAACAUUAUUCGUGGUCGUGUGACAACGUAGCACUUGGUUUGCGCGUAGUAAAGUGGUUAAUAACCACUGAGCGAUUGCGUUGGUCAACGUGGGUAAGUGAGAACGAAGUGUCCUCUGAGUAGAAGUAGACUAAGAUAAGUCUGGUUUCAAUACAACCGGCUAGCAGGAAACGUGUAGCGCUUGACAACAGGAACUUCCCGCUCUGUCCCUCCUUCGGCAUCGACGCGUUCUAGCAAUGUUCGUUACAAGCAGCCGUGAACUUACAAGGAACCAUAUUGUUAAAGGGAUGCUCGGAUGCUUGGCUCCUAACAGCUUAACGCAGUAAAAAGAACAUCUCGAGCCUACUUCAUGCCUUGCGGUGCAACACGCCCGAGUACCCUACGGACUCCCCUACCUUUUCACUGUUUCGGAAGCGCAGCAACAGAGAGUGAGGAACGCGCGAGUGAAAAGUCCGGCUGCACACACGCUUCACACAUUACGCGUCUCGGUAGUCCGCCAUCUUGUCAGCUUUGAUUGGCCCGCAGGGAUGCUACGCCCUUUCUGAUUGGCUCAAGAUACUACCGUUGGAGAAUUUCAAAAUAUCGCGGCGGCGCAUGACAGAGCGCUCCAAAUGUGCAUGCGUUUGUGUUCAGGGAAGCGUUCAUUUUCUUUGCGCCUACAAAUCAUCGCGGCGUACAUGUGUAGCCAGAAAAGCUUGUUUUCCCCUGUGAUGUAUUUUAUGUUGUCCGCACUUCGAAGUGUUUUGGUGUUUGCCCACAUCAGCAGAUGACGAUGCUCACUGUGUUUUCUUCGUCUUAUGUGCUGCGCUACAUUCCUACGCAGCUACUUAUGCAUAUGUUUAUUGUGAAGUGUUAUAAAUGUUUUUUCUUAGUUGAAACUGUGCCGUGU